Messenger RNA from Selaginella moellendorffii, 806 nucleotides. RefSeq lists its product as uncharacterized. The transcript is spliced from 2 exons. NCBI's taxonomy places the organism in Eukaryota, Viridiplantae, Streptophyta, Lycopodiopsida, Selaginellales, Selaginellaceae. The record is from RefSeq and is a predicted model, not a curated record. Bases 1 to 708 code for a protein of 235 amino acids.
AUGGGAGUGUUUUCGUCACGGCCAAAAGCGGGUGUCAUACUCCCGGAGAGGGUGAAUAUCCGCGGCUCUAAGUGGCGCGACGAGGAAGAGUUUCUCUCGCGGGUAAAGCGCAUGGAUCAGGUGAGAAUUGUUAGUGGUGGCGACUUCAUUUCAAGCAGCAGGGUCGACUGGAGCGACCUCGUCCAAACUUGCUUUUCGGCCGUCGAGAUGAGCAAUGUCUCUUGGCUGGACUCAAUCUUGCUCUGUGCAGCCAUUCAGGCCAAGAUUGGUGAAAGAUUGCUCGUAUCCAAAAUAUCAUCCUCAACCAGCUCAGAGUUAAUAGUUUUGGAUGAGGAAAGGGCAGCUUUGGAAGGUAUGCCGGGAUCCAUAGUGAGGAUCCACAAGGCCAGUGAAGCGUUGCUUUUGGAAAUGGUUGCCAAGCAUCCGGUGGUGACAAGCAUUCGAUGCACAGAUCGUCGCAGCUUGGUGUGGAUGGAAGAUGCAUCCCUGGUUCGAAAACUGGGAUAUAAUCCACAGCCGCUUUACGGCGGGAUGUAUGACCUUGAUCGCAUCCCAAGCUGUGCAUUACUGAUUGGAUAUGAUAGAACCUUUUGGACUCUGUUUGAUCCCGCCUUUAGUUUCUACUUUAAGCUCCGAAGGGAGGAGUCCCGCAACCGAAGAAAUGGAGUGGGGGAAUUUAUACUAGUUCCUCUAGUGCAAGAGACGUGAUACAAGUCUUGCGCUGCUCAUAUAAAAGCACACAAAACAAAUCAUUUUGUAAAACGUAAGCUUGAAAUCUUGAAAUUACAGCUCCCCCUAUUCCCAAA